AUGCGGCUGGGGCCCAGGACUGUAUUGCUGGAUGCGAAGGGGACCAUCCGGGAGAUUGUCCUUCCCAAAGGGCUGGAUUUGGACCGACCCAAGAGGACCCGGACUUCUUUCACAGCCGAACAGCUGUACAGGCUGGAACUGGAGUUCCAGCGCUGCCAGUACGUCGUGGGCAGAGAAAGGACCGAGCUGGCGAGGCAGCUGAACCUUUCCGAGACCCAGGUCAAGGUUUGGUUCCAAAAUCGUCGCACCAAGCAGAAGAAGGACCAGAGCAGAGAUGCGGAGAAACACGCCUCCUCCAGCUCCGAGUCUUUUGCCACCUGCAACAUCUUGAGACUCUUGGAACAAGGGCGGCUGCUCUCGGUCCCAGCCCCGCCGGCACUGCUCUCCCCGGGUCCUCACCCUGCCGGCGCCACGCCAGGAAAGGGGUCUCCUUCCCCAGGCCUGAGCAGGGCGGGCAGCCCUCCUGCCCCGGGGGGCUUCAGCCUGCAGGUCUCCUCCCUGGCCGCCUCUGCAUCCUCACGACUCCCCACCGCCCCUCUUGGCUUCAGCAGCCCCCUCCUGGGAAGCCUGCACGAGUUACCCAGCGGCUAUGGAUUGGGGCCCUCCGCCUUUGAGCCCUACACACGGCUGGAGAGGAAAGACAGUCCGCUGCACAGCCAGAAGCCCAGCCCUUAAGCCAGGGACAGCUUUAACUCUGGUGCGAAUAAUGACCGCUGCAGGGAGGGUGCACGGGGUCCGAAAAGAACAGAAAAGGCCCCACUUGCUCUCCCUGCAGCCUCCAGCCCAUUCCUUCCCUGCACUGAGUUUUCUAUAUUGCAAGUGGAAAUUCCAACACCGUUUACCAAAUGUCAGCAACGUGAUGUGCGUGCGUGCAUGUGUGCGUGUGCGUGCAUGGAUGUGUGUCCCUUUCAC
Messenger RNA from Python bivittatus (Burmese python), 912 nucleotides. The record is from RefSeq and is a predicted model, not a curated record. Lineage: Eukaryota; Metazoa; Chordata; Lepidosauria; Squamata; Pythonidae.